AUGGCACUCACGCUUCGUCGACGCGCCGCACCAGAGAGCUUAUUAGAUUCCAGUCCACGUGGCGAGGAGUGCGCCGCUUCUAAGAUCCCCGAUACGGCUCCCUGGAGGUGCUUCGAAGCGCUUUCCGGGAUCCGCUCUCGUUCUCCCUCCGCGCGCCACUCUUCCGCCAAUUCAGCGCGCCAUCUACGCGCGACGUUGCUCCCCGCGAACUACUCCGAGCCUCCGCACGAGCUGCUGCUUCCCGCGCACCAACAAGAUCCCGCCACGUGGCAACUCGAGCUGCUCUCGGCGAUCGGCGCGCCCGCAUCGGCACAGGUGUUUUCCGCGCGGAUCUGCCCGCGCCUGGUGGUAUUCUGGGCGAUUGCGCCUAGCAGCGCGGAGAUCAACGAGCGCGCGGGGAGGCUUGCGCGGAUCUCCCACAUUUACGGAGACGCCCUAGCAGGUCACGCACUCUUCGACCCCCCUUCGACCCAGGCGCUCGAGCCGCCUUCAAAUCCAUCCAAACUUGACCCACCAUCUCCCCUCUCUAUCGUAACGUGUCAACAGCUAUCUACACCUACUAACCUCCCCUCCCCACCAUCGCUUGAAGCGUCUCUAAAGCCAUCUACCCUCCACCCCUCGCCUCCUCUACCUUGUGCGCCGUUUAGAGAAUCAUUGUCACUGCAUCCCCCGCCGCCCCCGGCGCUGUGCCUGGCCUCCCUCCUCCCUUACGACGUCGCCGAGCGAAUCUUCCUCGCCCUUUCCUUCGCUGACCUCAUCAGUUGCGCCGCUGUCUUCGUCCGGGCAGCUGAAGCAGGGAACCUGGAUGCGUGUGUGAUUAUGGCGAGGGUGAUGGAAGCGAGGGGGGAGCAGCAGAGGGCGCUGGAGUGGUACAGGAAGGCGGCGAGAAUGGGGCACCAGGGGAGCCAGUAUCGAAUGGGCGAGGCGUACUAUAGAGGGGAUGGGGACUGGCCGCGGGACGAGGAGGAGGCUCUGGCGUGGCUGCUGCGUGCGGCUCGCAACGCCCAGGCGGAUCCUGUGCUCGGUGCUGCUGCUGCUGUGAGUAUCUGA
This is a messenger RNA of Closterium sp. Naga37s-1, 1050 nucleotides long. The record is from the annotation of a GenBank genome assembly. Lineage: Eukaryota; Viridiplantae; Streptophyta; Zygnematophyceae; Desmidiales; Closteriaceae.